UUAAUUUCUCCUCAGACUAUCAGAGAGUCUGGGUUGGAGCGAGUGAGCUGGUAGCACGCACUGAUCAUACCAAGGCUGGAGUUAGCGAGUGGCAGGGUGGCAGCAGGGUUACCGAACUAAGCAGAGCUCGUGGAACGGUGGUGUAGUGGUUGUUGGCCGGUGGUACUCAAUGCACUUCCUCCUUCUCCUCUUAACCAUGAAGAAACAAAACGUCCGGACGCUGUCGCUCAUGAUAGCCUCCUUUAUGUAUCUGCUGGUCGGCGCCGCCGUCUUCGACGCGCUCGAGUCCGAGUCCGAGGAGAAGCAGCGCCGCGUCCUGCGGGAGAAGGAGAGCAAGCUGAGGGCGCUGUACAACAUCUCCCGCGAGGACUUUCUCGAGAUCGAGACGGUGGUGCUCAGGUCGGUGCCGUACAAGGCUGGCAGGCAGUGGCAGUUCACCGGCGCCUUCUACUUCGCUACGACGGUCAUCACCACCAUUGGUAUGUAG
This is a messenger RNA of Branchiostoma floridae (Florida lancelet), 487 nucleotides long. Its product is annotated as two pore potassium channel protein sup-9-like. Gene Ontology annotation, biological process: stabilization of membrane potential; potassium ion transmembrane transport. NCBI's taxonomy places the organism in Eukaryota, Metazoa, Chordata, Leptocardii, Amphioxiformes, Branchiostomatidae. The record is from RefSeq and is a predicted model, not a curated record. The coding region runs from base 170 to 487 and encodes 105 amino acids. Gene Ontology annotation, cellular component: membrane. The transcript has a single exon. Gene Ontology annotation, molecular function: potassium ion leak channel activity.